Suillus bovinus is the source of this 237-nucleotide messenger RNA. RefSeq lists its product as uncharacterized. The transcript is spliced from 2 exons. NCBI's taxonomy places the organism in Eukaryota, Fungi, Basidiomycota, Agaricomycetes, Boletales, Suillaceae. The coding region runs from base 1 to 237 and encodes 78 amino acids. The record is from RefSeq and is a predicted model, not a curated record.
AUGACGUUUGGUGCCUCUGAUGGAGGGGAUUGCCAUACAGUCACCUCAACCCGAAGUGGAGAGGCUGCCAUGAUUUGCUCCAUUGCGUCAUACCCUUACCCCGACCUUACCCUUGUCAUCCUCGUCAUCCUCGCAUUCCCUUUCACUCUCUACCUGUCGCUUCAGCAGAGCCAGUACAUCUGGCUGGAUCCUUUCACUGACGAAGCAUACCCAUGCUCUGUUCCACCACCUGACUGA